Messenger RNA from Cucumis melo (muskmelon), 3988 nucleotides. RefSeq names its product pentatricopeptide repeat-containing protein At2g26790, mitochondrial-like. The record is from RefSeq and is a predicted model, not a curated record. Bases 451 to 2838 code for a protein of 795 amino acids. Gene Ontology annotation, molecular function: protein binding. NCBI's taxonomy places the organism in Eukaryota, Viridiplantae, Streptophyta, Magnoliopsida, Cucurbitales, Cucurbitaceae. The transcript has 8 exons.
CAAUAAAAUAACAUUUCUAAAAUACGUAGAAAAUGAAAAAAGAAAAACCCUAAAACCACAAUCAAAUUCAAUGUCUCUCCCUCUCGCGCGCGCGACUAUCUUCUUCUCCGUUAAGAACCCAUCUAACGGCGACGACGUCAGAGCUCCGGACGGCGGACCCAUCGAACGACGACAGCAAAUGUGGAGCGGCGCGGAGAGGCGGCGGACCACCUAAGCAAGUGGAGACUUCGACGGCGACUAUGAAGACUUGAAAGUGUUUAUAUUUAGGUUUUUUUUACUUCUUGAAAUCAUUGAAAGGACACUUUUGGAAGGAUUUCUGAGGGGUCUACUUAGACGGCUAUAACUGUGCAGUGGCUAAAAGCAGUGGAUAAAAGGAAAUAUAUCUGCAACAUUUUGCAGUUUUUAUCCUUCUCUAGACCACAAAGGAAAAGUGAACACUGAUCCACAUCCAUGAAUUGUUUGUUACUCGCUGUGAAUAAUCCCACCAAGCUCAAUAAAUUAAAGCUCAAACUAGUCAAAUUCGCCUCCACUGCAAUUGCUCAAUUAAACUCAUGUUUUUUUUCACACAGUGAUGAUGAACAAACUACCACCUCCUUCAACACAACUUUAAAUGUUCAAUGUAAACCAUCAAAGGUGGUCCAAGUCCUAGAAAGUCUCCGAAGGGAGCCCAACAUUGCCUUUUCCUUUUUUCGCGAAUUGGAGGAACGGGGAUUUCAACAUAACAUCUCUACUUAUGCAGCUCUUAUUAGGAUAUUGUGCUCUUGGCGUUUGAGGAGAAAGCUUGAAACUCUGUUUUUGAAUCUCAUUGGAUCCAAAAAAAUGGAUUUUGACGUCUUAGAUUUGCUUGAAUCACUUAAUCAAGGGUGUGUGCUGGAUGCCUCAUUUAUUCGAGCAUAUGAUGCCUUAAUCAAGGCUUAUGUCAGUGUUAACUUGUUUGAUAGUGUUGUGGAUUUACUCUUCCGAUUAGGAAGGAAGGGAUUUGUUCCACAUAUUUUUACUUGUAAUUAUCUCUUGAACCGGCUUAUCGAGCAUGGGAAAAUGAAUAUGGCUCUAGUUGUGUACAAGCAGUUGAAGAGGUUUGGUUGCCAACCUAAUGAUUACACUUAUGCUACUGUAAUAAAAGCUCUUUGUAAAAUAGGUAACAUGGAAGAAGCUAUAGACAUUUUUGAGGAGAUGAGUGGAUAUGGGAUGGUUCCUAACGCCUUUGCUUGUGCUGCAUAUAUUGAAGCGUUGUGUACCCACGAUUGUUCAACUUCAGGGUAUCAGUUGCUACAAGCAUGGAGAGCAGAACGAUUCCCAAUAGAUGCAUAUGCUUACUCUGUAGUCAUUCGUGGGUUUUGUGAUGAGAUGAAAAUAGACGAGGCAGAAUCUGUCUUUCUUGAUAUGGAAAAUUAUGGAGUAGUUCCAGAUGCACAAACUUACAGUGUGUUGAUCGAUGGUUAUUGCAAGAAGUUGAAUUUGCAAAAAGCUUUGUCUCUUCACAGUCUCAUGUUGUCCAAAGGUAUAAAAUCAAAUUGCGUGAUUGUCAGCUUUAUCCUUCAAUGCUUCCUUAGGAUGCAAAUGUAUUCAGAAGUGGUGAACCAAUUUAAAGUAUUUCAGGAAAAGGGGCUAUUUUUGGACAAGGUUGUAUACAAUAUUGUUGUUCAUGCCCUGUGUGAACUAGGAAAAUUGGAGGAAGCUAUUGAGUUGUUAGAAGAAAUGACAAGUAGACAGAUCCAGAUGGAUGUCAUACAUUAUACAACAAUGAUUAAAGGUCUUUUUGCUCAAGGAAAAAUUCAUGAAGCAAUGAUGAUGUUUGAAAAUUUGAAGAAAAAUGGUGUUGAGCCUGACUCCAUCACUUAUAAUGUGCUUGCUGCUGGGUUAUCUAGAAACGGUCUGGUAUCUAAGGUCCAAGAGCUUCUAAACUACAUGGAGGAACAUGGUUUGAGAGAAGACCCUAAGAUGCCCAACCUGGUAAUUGAAAAUUUAUGCAUAGGAGGAAAAGUGAAAGAAGCAACUGAAUUUUUCAAUAGUUUAGAAGUAAAGACGGUAGAUAACUAUGCUGCCAUGAUUAAUGGGUAUUGUGCAGCCAACUCUACGAAAGCUGCUUAUAAACUUUUUGUUAAUUUGUCCAAGGAAGGAGUUUUUAUCAAAAGAAGUUCUCUCGUUAGGCUAGUUAGCAGGCUUUGCAUGGAAAAUUCCAGCUUUAGAGCUAUUGAGGUGAUGAAACAACUUCCAGUUAUGAAUUUGGAGGCUAAAGAAUUUGUGUACAACAAAGUCAUAGCUUCCUUAUGCCAGGUAAGAAAUAUGAAGAUGGCCCAAUGUUUAUUUGAUUGUUUAGUUCGUGCUGGCUUGAUUCCCGAUCUUAUCACUUACACAAUGAUGAUAAAUGGUUAUUGCAAGAUUAAUUACUUGAGAGAAGCUUAUGAACUUCUGUGUGAUAUGAGGAAUCGAGGAAGGGAACCUGAUAUUUUUGUCUAUACAGUUUUGCUUGAUGGUGGAUUUAAAACCAGAGUACAAAAGUGCUCCUCAGUAGAAUUAGCUUUGACGUCUUCAAUUUUUAAUGAAACGAAGGACAUGAAGAUCACUCCAGACGUUGUUUACUACACUGUAUUGAUUGAUGGGUAUUGUAAAAUGAACAACCUUAAUGCUGCUUUUGUCCUCUUUGAGGAAAUGGUUGAUCAAGGAAUAGAGGCUGAUGCAGUGACUUAUACUGCCCUACUGUCCGGCUGUUGUAGAAAUGGAGAUAAGGAGAAGGCUCAAACCCUCUGUUAUGAAAUGACAUCUAAGGGAAUUCUUCCUCCUGAAAAUUUCUCAUAUCUGUUGCAACACGAUACUUUAGAAACCAAGAAAAUUUAACUUUGCAAGCUCUUUACUGAAUAACAGUCUUGGAUUGUCCACAACUGAAAUCUACUUGAGCAAUAUAGUCAACUCUACUUUGACUUGAUGAUGAAAUAGUCAAAUGUGUGGAGUUGCUGCAGUAAUGGGGUUGGAAAUUAAAAUAUACGAUAUCCAGUUUCUGUGAAGGGAAGUCAGUCUCCUCUGUUGCAAACAUGGUGCAGAUGCUACCCAGAGCUAACAUGAGAAAAUACUGUUGAAAAGUCGUGUAGCUAUCUUAUUCAUUAUAAAACAUGCUGUUAUUUCACCCCCAUCGAAUAAAAGUAUACUGCGGUUCAGGAGAUGUUCGAGUUAUUCCUUGUGUACCCUAAAAUGGUAACCAAAGAGCUGAAUGGGCGAAGUGCACAGCAGUCAGAUGGUGACUUGGGGUUUCUAUUUCAGCAGAAGUCACAAUAAUGUGCCUUGUACAGUGAAACAAACACUCGAAAUUGGUUGAUAUCACAUUGCCAAAUCGUUGAACAAUAUUUCAUGCAAUGGUGGUCUCUUUAGUUGCAACUUGACCACAUAUCAAAACAUGUUAGUCACAAGUUCUACCAUGCUGACAAAAGUAGACGAUAUACGCCUGUUCGAGCAAGACCAGCUUCCAAUUUGACUCUUUGUAUGCUCAUUUGGAGAUUUCUUGCUACUUCAUUUGCUUUCAGUAACCUUAGCACUAUUCUUUUCUGGUAUCGCGCAAACCUUCUCGGAGUUGUCUCAGAGAAAGAAUUGGUUUGAAAUGAAACAUAUGGCUUUCGGGUUGUGAUUUCUAGAUGGAUUUAUUGUUUGCUUCAGUGGUCUAGAAGAGGCUAAUAUUAUUGGUGCAGUUCUCUUGUUUUCACUUUGAUUCUUUCACAAAGCCUCGAAGGAGGCUAGAGUGCACCGUUGUAGGAAAAGAAUGAUCAUCAUUGCUCUGUAUCUCUUUAGCCAUGUAUUAGCAUUAUGAGAAUUAUGUUUUUCUUUUCCUAUCGUUGGCAAAAAGAGGCCCACAUGGCAUAGAUAUCUUUCUUUUGUUCCACAUGAUGAUCACUAUUCUUUUUCCCGUUGGGUAUGUGUGAAGUGUAUUUUAAGAGGUCGGCUUAAGGAUGUUUUGAACUUAAAUACUAAUAUAGUCUCCGAUAAAUGUCUAGAUGGA